Messenger RNA from Lolium rigidum, 3515 nucleotides. RefSeq names its product receptor-like protein kinase 5. The transcript is spliced from 2 exons. The record is from RefSeq and is a predicted model, not a curated record. Lineage: Eukaryota; Viridiplantae; Streptophyta; Magnoliopsida; Poales; Poaceae. Gene Ontology annotation, molecular function: protein binding; protein kinase activity; ATP binding. Gene Ontology annotation, cellular component: plasma membrane. Bases 46 to 3135 code for a protein of 1029 amino acids. Gene Ontology annotation, biological process: protein phosphorylation; hormone-mediated signaling pathway.
AGCUCACCACCUCACCUCACCGCCGACGAGCUUCCGACAAAAAUAAUGUCGAGCACCUAUCCCUUUCCCCUUCUACUACUCCUCGCCGUCCUCCUGCUCGCCGGCGAGUCCACCUCCCAGACCACCCCCGGCGACCAGGCCACUCUCCUAGCCAUCAAGAAUGAGUGGGGAAACCCCCCUCAGCUCGCGUCGUGGGACCCCGCUGUCCACGCCGACCACUGCAGCAACUGGACCGGCGUCACCUGCGACGGCGCCGGCGUGGUGACGGAGAUAUCCUUGGCGAGCCUGAACAUCACCGGCGGGGUGCCGACGCACGUGUGCGACCUCAAGAGUCUGACCCGCCUCGACCUCUCCAUCAACAACCUCACCGGCGGCUUCCCCGGCACGGCGCUCUACGCCUGCUCCCAGCUCCGGUUCCUCGACCUCUCCAACAACCACUUCGACGGGGUCCUUCCCGAUGACAUCAACAGCCUGUCGUCACACAUGGAGCACCUCAACCUGUCGGCCAACAGCUUCAGUGGCGCCGUGCCGGCGGCCGUGGCCGGGCUGUCCGUGCUGAAGUCUCUGGUCCUCGACACCAACCAGUUCACCGGGACCUAUCCGGCGGACGAGAUAAGCAAGCUCGGCCGGCUCGAGCGGCUGACCCUCGCGGCCAACCCGUUCGCGCCAGCCCCGGCGCCGGCCGAGUUCGCCAAGCUGACCAACCUGACCUACCUCUGGAUGGGCAGCAUGAACGUGACCGGCGAGAUCCCGGAGGCGUACUCCAGCCUCACGGAGCUGACGAUGUUCGCCCUGAUGGCGAACAAGCUCACCGGCAAGAUCCCGGGGUGGGUCUUGCAGCACCCCAAGCUCGAGAAAGUGUACCUGUUCACCAACGGACUCACCGGCGAGAUACCGCGCAAGAUCACGGCGGUAAAUCUGGUAGAACUCGAUCUGUCAACCAACCAGCUCACCGGAGAAAUACCGCAAGACAUUGGUAGCCUCAAGAACCUGAGGCUGCUGUUCCUCUACACCAACCAGCUCACCGGCACCAUUCCGGCAAGCAUCGGGAUGCUCCCUAAGCUCAGGGACAUCAGGAUAUUCGAGAACAAGCUCUCCGGCGAGCUCCCGCAAGAGCUCGGGAAGUACUCGCCGCUGGGGAACCUUGAGGUGUGCAACAACAACCUCUCCGGCCCACUCCCGGAGUCACUAUGCGCAAACGGGAGCCUCUACGACAUCGUCGCCUUCAACAACAGCUUCUCUGGUGAGCUCCCAAAGAACCUAGGCGACUGUGUCCUGCUGAACAACAUCAUGCUGUACAACAACCGCUUCUCCGGCAAGUUCCCGGCCAAGAUUUGGUCAUUUCCAACGUUGACCACCGUGAUGAUACAGAACAAUAGUUUCACCGGGGCUCUGCCGGCCACCAUAUCUGUGAACAUCACCCGGAUUGAGAUGGGGAACAACCAGUUCUCUGGCUCCUUCCCAACGUCAGCAACUGGGCUGCACGUGUUCAAGGCGGAGAACAACCUGCUCUCCGGCGAGCUACCGGACAACAUGAGCAAGUUUCCCAGCCUUAUUGAUUUGUCAAUGUCAGGCAACCAACUAACUGGUUCCAUACCCGCAUCAGUCAACUUGCUGCAGAAGCUCAAUUCUCUCAACUUGAGUGACAAUCGGUUAUCUGGCGUAAUACCACCUUCAAGCAUUGGGUUGCUUCCAUCUUUGACUAUCCUUGAUUUGUCCGGCAAUGAACUCACAGGUGGCAUACCGUCAGACUUCAGCGGCGUGAACUUCAAUGCGCUCAACAUGUCAUCAAACCAGCUCACCGGCGAGGUACCGCUCUCGCUGCAGAGCGCGGCAUAUGAAACCAGCUUUCUCGGCAAUCGCGGGCUCUGUGCUAGGAAGAACUCGGGGGUAAACCUCCCAAAAUGCGGCAAGGCUCCCGACGAGCUCUCGAUGGGACUGAUCAUCCUCUUCUCCAUGCUCGCUGGUAUUAUCCUCGUCGGCUGUGUAGGCAUCGCAUGUCUGCUCUUCCGGCGACGGAAGGAGAGGCAUGACGUGACCGACUGGAAGAUGACACAGUUCACCCACCUGGGCUUCAGUGAGUCUGACGUGCUCAACAACAUCCGUGAAGAGAAUGUGAUCGGCAGCGGCGGCUCUGGGAAGGUGUACCGGAUCCACCUCCCUGCCAGUGGCGGCAGUGGUGACGAGGAGCAUGGUGGCAGCAAGAUGGUGGCCGUCAAAAAGAUAUGGAACACACAGAAGCUGGACGCGAAGCUCGACAAGGAGUUCGAGUCGGAGGUGAAGGUCCUGGGCAACAUCCGGCACAACAACAUCGUCAAGCUGCUUUGCUGCAUCUCCAGUACUGACGUCAAGCUGCUCGUCUACGAGUACAUGGAGAACGGCAGCCUUGAUCGGUGGCUGCACCACCUUGAGCGCGAGGGCGCGCCCGCGCCGCUGGACUGGCCGACGAGGCUGGCCAUUGCGAUCGAUUCGGCCAAGGGACUCAGCUACAUGCACCAUGACUGCGCACAAUCGAUCGUGCACCGGGAUGUCAAGUCCAGCAACAUCUUGCUUGACCCAGAGUUCCAUGCCAAGAUCGCCGACUUUGGGCUCGCCAGGAUGCUUGUCAAGUCCGGGGAGCCAGAGUCGGUGUCAGCCAUCGGUGGCACGUUUGGGUACAUGGCGCCAGAAUAUGGUUACAGGCCAAGGGUGAACGAGAAGGUUGAUGUCUACAGUUUUGGUGUUGUUCUGCUGGAGCUUACAACUGGCAAGGUCGCGAACGACGGUGGCGCUGAUUUCUGCCUGGCGGAGUGGGCGUGGCGACGGUACCAGAAAGGCCCUCCGUUCAACGAUGUCAUCGACGAGCAUAUCCGUGACCCAGCCAAUAUGUCAGACAUCCUAUCCAUCUUCACUCUCGGGGUGAUCUGCACGGGGGAGAACCCACCGGCGAGGCCAUCCAUGAAGGAGGUCCUGCAGCACCUCAUCCGGUGCGACCGGAUGUCCGCUGAGGCACAGGCUUGCCAGCUGGACUACUGCGAUGGUGGGGCACCACUUCUCCAGGCGAAGAAGGGUAGCCGGAGAAGGGACGUGUCGGACUCCGGCAGGUGGGAUGAUGACGAUGAGGACAGCGGAAACUUUGUGGUGCACGCGGUUUAGGAGACUCCCGCCCAGCAAGGAGAGCAAAUUUCAGGUGCACACUAGCACUAGCGAGUGCGUAGCUGCCAGUUAGCUAGCCAAAGCCCGUCCAUGGAGAGUUGAAGAUCUCGAGCUAGCAUAGCAGUACUACAAUAGUAAUGCAUCUUGAAUGUAGCAGUAGUGCAACACGUCAAGGUGAAGGAAGGAUGUAAACAUGUAAGUAUGUAUCUGUAACAUAAGCCGAUCUCCAGGAAGGACAGAACGCAAGUUCUGGACCGGCACGGCGGCACCGAAGGGCUUGUUUGGUUCCUAACCACCAGUUUGGCUGAACUAGGCGCCGGUGCAUGUAUCUUCUUCGGCUGUAAGCCUGAAAUGUCACAUGGAUCCAGCAGUUUUGAGAA